ACGUGACAAAACCACCGAUUAUUCCAAACUUCCUCUGCAUUUUCCGAACAACCAACCUAGUAGUUCUUUUGUUGUUAUUUCAUUGAUUCCAUUGUUUUCUUCUCUUACUUUGAUUCCAAUUCCCAAACUCUCGUUACCUUCGCCCUUUUCAACCUAAAUGGCUUCGAUGAGUUUCACCAUGGAUUCAGUUUCUGUGUUAAACCCUAAACUCAGUCUCAACCACACCCAUCUCUCUCAUUCUCCAAACUUUCAUCCUUUACUCAAACAUCGCCACACCACUUUCAAACUUUCCCUUCCUCGUUAUGCCCUCAAUCAACGCACCAAACCUUUAACCCUCGUUUUCGCUGCUUCUACGCCUCAACAUGACUCUGAUCAUGGUGAAAUUGAGGUAGAGAAGGGGAAUGAUGUUAGUUCUGAGGAGGAAUCACAGGAAGCAUGGAAGCAGGCUUUGGAUACAUUCAAGGAACAAGCUUUGAAGCUACAAGGGGUUUCUCAGGAGGCUUAUGAAGUGUAUUCUAAGAAGGCCAUUGUGGUUUUGCAAGAUACUUCAGAACAGUUGAAGAUACAGGCUGAUAAGGCAAGGCAUGAUUUGAGUGUUGUGGCGAAGGAAAUCACCGAAGAAGGAAAAGAGUAUUUCUCUUCUGCUGCUGAGAAUUCACCUGAGGUGAAGGAAAUUGUGGAAACUUUUACUUCCCCAGAUGAUGAUCUCAGCAAAGUUUCUGGAGUUCGGGACUUUUAUGUUGGUAUACCCUAUGGUUUGUUACUAUCUGCGGGUGGCUUCCUUUCCUUUAUGAUAACAGGAAGCAUUGCAGCAAUAAGGUUUGGGGUGAUUUUAGGUGGUGUCCUAUUGGCUUUAAGCAUUUCAAGUCUGAAAUCAUAUAAAAAGGGGCAGCCCUCAUCUCUAGCUUUGAAGGGCCAGACAGCUAUAGCAGGUAUCUUGUUUCUGCGUGAGAUCAGCGUAUUAGGCAGAGGAUCAACUUAUUUCACUGCUUUGAUCAGUGGUGCGGUAGCGGCAUUUUAUGUCUAUAGACUGGUUUUAGAAGGUAAACCACAAAAAGGUUCAAACUUUGAAGGUGAAGCAGGAAACUAGUUCAGUGAUAAGUGUUGAAUCGAAGAUCUUCGUGAAGAUCAGAUAAAAAGACCAAAGAUCUGCAUGAAGACUGUCAUAGUAAAUUUUUGGUGAUUAUUUAUUUCUUUGGUAUUCACAGGCCGGGUCGUCAUGACUCGUUGCUGAUGGUUAGGAUUAGUGGUUCAUGGGUGGAAAAAUCGAGCCUGGAAAAUCAUGAUAUUGCUUUAGAAGUACUCUAGUGUAUUAUUAUGAUGAUUUAUGAAUGAACUACAUUUUGGGUGAGAUAUUAUGAACGGGUUUUAUUUAUUUUUGAAAAUUA
Medicago truncatula (barrel medic) is the source of this 1388-nucleotide messenger RNA. Its product is annotated as protein FATTY ACID EXPORT 3, chloroplastic. Bases 158 to 1090 code for a protein of 310 amino acids. Gene Ontology annotation, cellular component: chloroplast inner membrane. Gene Ontology annotation, biological process: fatty acid transport. Gene Ontology annotation, molecular function: fatty acid transmembrane transporter activity. NCBI's taxonomy places the organism in Eukaryota, Viridiplantae, Streptophyta, Magnoliopsida, Fabales, Fabaceae. The transcript has 7 exons. The record is from RefSeq and is a predicted model, not a curated record.